AUGACGUUGGCUUCAGAGCAAACUGGGUCGCAAUUCAUGUUCGGUUGGAUGCGAUUCUGCUUGUGCUGGGCCUCGAAUGAUACUCAUCAAGAUGUUCGGACCAAAGAGCGUGGCAUUGAACGAGAGAUGACAGUAUGCCAUACCCAACCGCAUCUAGUUCCUCCUAUGAAACUGGUUGUAUACGAUGAUCUCCCCAGUCCAACGAUUCCCCGAGAGCGUCGAAACUCAUUGUCGUCAUGGAUCGAUGAAGGCCGACAGUUGGCCUCACGAGCCUCCACUCGGGCAAGCAUGUCUAUGAAGAGGCAGUCCACGCCAUUGAGGAAGCCUCUCAAGAUCAGCGCGCCCUCAGACUUCCGCAGAGUCCAGUCCUUCCAGCCCCCUCCCUCGACCAAGUAUCAACCCUUGGACCUCCGUAUACAUCGAUCAGGUAAUCGAUUAUCGGACCUACCUUCUUUCGAAUCUUUCCAGUUCAACGAUGGUCAUCGCAAGACACUGCCAGCGCCUCCGCGCGCCCUAACAGUAUCAACCGGUGUCCGAGAUCGUCGCUGCCAGACUACAUUCGCGAUAUCUCGCAAGCCAAUUGGAUCUACGAAACGUCGCUCACUUGGAAACCUCGAGCCAUUGCUUGCGAAACACCCCGUUCGCAUCACGAGUGCUUUGAUUCCUCAUUUCUCCACGGUGACUCCUGUCGAGAUCUCUUUUAAGGAGCCACAGGCGCCAUCCCCUAUCCACAACAGAUCUUUAUCUGAAGGCACCAGCUUGACGCUCAACACCCCGUGGCCGGAUCAACGAGAUGACAGCGAACCAUGGGGUAAAGCGCCCCAAACCCCCAAUGUCUCCCAGGAUAUAUCAACAGAGACAUCACCAUCAAAGUACUCUCCAACGUCCAAGGGCUCCCCUUCGACAGCCAGCUCACAAACAGCCCCGUCACAAAUCUCAUCACUUCGUCGACCCUCCAUACCCUUCCCAGAAUUCAAAGCCAACCCCACAGAAUACCCGUCUCUUUCAAGCCGCGUAACUCAAUGGAUGCAUCCAGCAUCCGUUGACAUCACUCCUUCCCUCAAAGAACUCUCUCCGGCCAUCGAGCCGGACUUCACCUGGGAACACAGCCGUUCAUUGAGCGGGACGACCCUGACUUUCGAGUCAAGUUGGGCCUGA
Penicillium nucicola is the source of this 1158-nucleotide messenger RNA. RefSeq lists its product as uncharacterized. NCBI's taxonomy places the organism in Eukaryota, Fungi, Ascomycota, Eurotiomycetes, Eurotiales, Aspergillaceae. The coding region runs from base 1 to 1158 and encodes 385 amino acids. The transcript is spliced from 2 exons. The record is from RefSeq and is a predicted model, not a curated record.